This is a messenger RNA of Cicer arietinum (chickpea), 4156 nucleotides long. NCBI's taxonomy places the organism in Eukaryota, Viridiplantae, Streptophyta, Magnoliopsida, Fabales, Fabaceae. The record is from RefSeq and is a predicted model, not a curated record.
AAGAGUCUACAAUAAUUUUUGACAUCUACUCGCAAUUUCCAGUUAAUUCCAUUGGAAUCACUGAGAUUUGUUCUUCUUGUGAGUGAAACAUGUGACAUUGUUGAAGCUUCGUAAUUAAUCUUCUUAUUCUGCGAAUUUGAGUCAUUCGUACAAUCACAUUCACUUUCAUCAUCAACAAUGUUAUCGUCUCUCUCAGUUUCAUUCUCAAGGUCAUUAACCUUAGCGAGGUAUGCUUUCUCUCUUUCUUCCAUUCCCAAUUUUCUUCCAAUUUCUUCUUCAAACAUUUUCCUUCUUUCAUUCUCUUCUCAUUCUCGUUUCAAUUCCAAUGAAUUUGAUGUUAAUGAUGCUGUUUCCUCAUUCCGUCGCACACUCUCUAUGCAUCCUGCCCCAUCCAUUAUCCAAUUCACCAAGAUUUUAGGGUUCCUUGUUAAGAUGAAGCAUUACCCCACUGUUAUUUCUCUUUCUCGUCAAUUGGAAUUCAACGGAAUCACCCUUGACUUAAUUACUUUAAGCAUCUCGAUGAAUUGUUACUGCCACUUAGGUCAAAUGAAUUUUGCAUUUUCUGUAUUUGCUAAGAUUCUCAAGAUGGGGCUUCAACCCGAUACCAUAACCUUGACUACUCUUAUGAAAGGUCUAUGUCUUAAUGGUAAAGUCCAGGAAGCUCUGCACUUUCAUGACCAUGUGAUCAAACAAGGAUUUCAUUUGGAUCAUGUUAGUUAUGGAACUUUGAUCAAUGGAUUGUGUAAAAUGGGGGAAACAAGAGCCGCCUUGCAAUUGCUAAGAAGGAUUGAAGUGAAACUAGUCAAGCCCGAUGCGGUUAUUUACAGUACAAUUAUAGAUAGUUUGUGUAAAGAUAAGUUUGUAAAUGAUGGUUAUGAGUUGUAUUCCGAAAUGAUUUCUAAGAAAAUUGAUCCUGAUGUUGUCACUUUUAGUGCUUUAAUAUAUGGAUUCUGCAUAGUUGGUCAAUUGAAAGAAGCGUUUGGUUUGUUCCAUGAAAUGGUAAUGAAAAACAUCAAACCAGAUGGUUUUGCUUUUAAUAUAUUGGUUGAUGCCUUAUGCAAGGAAGGGAAAGUAAAAGAAGCAAUGAAUGUGUUGGCUAUGAUGAUGAAAGAAGGUGUAAAACCAAAUGUUGUUACUUAUAGUGCUUUAAUGGAUGGGUAUUGCUUAGUUAAUCAACUGAACAAGGCAAUAAGUGUUUUAAACACUAUGGUCUACAAGGGAGUGAGGCCGAAUGUUCAGAGCUACAGUAUCAUUAUUAAUGGAUUGUGUAAAAAUAAAAUGGUUGAUGAAGCCAUGAACCUCUUUAGAGAAAUGCAUAGCAAGAAGAUUAUUUCUGAUGUGGUGACUUACAAUACUCUCAUUGAUGGUUUGUGCAAAUCGGGGAAAUUCUCUCAUGCCUGGGAACUUGUUGAUGAGAUGCAUGAUAUAGGUCAACCAGUCAAUAUAAUCACUUGCAAUUCUUUAUUACAUGCUUUGUGCAAAAAUAAUAAUCUGGACAAGGCAAUUGCAUUUGUUAAGAAAAUUAAAAACCAAGGUAUUGUGCUAGAUGUUCGCACAUACACUAUACUAAUUGAUGGUCUUUGCAAAGGUGGAAGACUUAAGAAUGCACAAGUGAUUUUUCAGGAGCUUUUGACUAAAGGCUAUCAUCCAACUGUCGUGACAUAUAAUGUUAUGAUAAAAGGACUUUGUAAGGAUGACUUGUUUGAUGAAGCACUUGUCAUGCUAUCGAGAAUGGAAGACAAUGGUUGCACUCCUGAUGUCAUAAGUUAUGAAACAAUUAUCUACUCUCUCUUUGAAAAAGGCGAGACAGAUAAAGCCGAGAAACUUCUACGUGAAAUGUUUUCUAGAGGUCUAUUGGAAAAGAAAAACUAGCUUGCAUGGCUUAUGGACAUGUGAAAUUUCCUCUUUAAGGAUGUGUAGCAUUGCUUGCCGGGUAAUUUCUUUAGCUGCAGCAAGAUUAAGUAUUGAUUGCCAUUUUAGUGACCCUAUAUUGUGUUUCUUUUUACUUCUUUCUCCUAUUCUAUAGCCUUGUGACUUGCUGUGUAUUCGGAAUUUCCAAUCAAAAUUUGAAGAAAUGUGGCAAACGCAUUCAAAUUAUCAAAGCUUUCCUAUUGGUAAUCCAAAAUUCUAUGCUUAUGAGUAUCAAAAUGCAUUAACUACACCAUGUUUAGCAGGAAAAUCUUAUCUUGGAAUGGUGAUAUCCUUAUGUCAAACUAAUGUUCAUAUUGCAUUUGAAUCAUAUAAUUAAUGAUAUAUUGGUCCAUUUCUUCUUAUAAGAAUUGGUUUUUUCCCUCCACAUUUUUUUCUAUCAAGCUGAAGAAAGAAAACCAAUACUAGUUAAAUACUUAUGUAAUGCUCUGUAUCUUGGUAUUUGUCUCAACAAUCAGAUUGAAUGUGAUACUCUCCUCCCUAAAAACACCAAUCUCCUUCAAAAGAAUAGUUUACUGAUUGUAAAAUCUUGUGCUUGUUAUUUCCUUGCAAUGCACUUUAUUAUCUUUCUCCCUUGCCUUUCCACUGGAGCAUCAUUCUCUGUGUAUUUCACAAUAUCCCCUCCCCGUUGUCUUUAAAAUACAAGAUCAUUUAAUUCACAUUUCUCAGAACCAUUGAUGAAAUCGGUGCUUGACCCCAAAAAGUAUUGAUCAUAUUGAUUACUCAUAUCAUUUUCUCUCAAAGAUAGAUGAAAAAAGAAGAAGUAAUGAUGGAUAACACUUGCUGGAAUGUCUUUAUAUAGAAUUGAACGCUCUUCUUGUAGAGCAUCACAAAAUUAGAGCAGCACUUAUAAGAAGCUUGAAGAGUAGUAUCAUGAAUUGUAGUGAUGGAAAAAUAAUUAGUAUUAUGAGUAGCAUACUCGCAUCGCAUUCUUUUAACAAAUUUUUGUGUGAAAACACUGCCAUCAUUGCAGAACAUGUUACAUAUUGGAAAUAUGGAUUCUUAAAGUCAAUCCAUCACCUUUAUAUUAUUAAGCCGAUUUUACAGAGGAGGUGGUCCACAAUGAACUGGUAUGGCACCCAAAAAUCGUCCAACACACCAAUAAUUGAUGCCGCUCUCUAUCAUUGGAAGUUCUUUGUUCUCACGGUUGAAACAAUGACCUGAUGGGUGCCCUUCAAAAUUUGAACGCAUCCAUGUUACUCUUGUUAGAGCAGUAACAUUAUCCUCAGGUACGAUGUAUGAGUACAUGAUAAAAUUUUAGUAGUCCUAAUAUGAAUGAUGUAUAUAUUAUACAUACUAGUGGUGGUAUCAAUUCCAAUAAUUUUUUUCUUUCCAUUUCUCUACUACUAGAAGAAUCUUCUUCAUUGCUUAGAGCAGUAGUUGUUUUUUCUCAUGCUUGCAUUCGUAACUGGAAAGUUUACAUCUGAAUUAUUGCCUGUACUUCUAUUUUGUCUAUUUCAAACUUAAAGAAAAUUUAUCAUAAUUAUUUUAGUAUAGAACAAGGUAAAGGCAUGGUUACUUAUGUCUAGUAUACAAGAGCAAAGUUUCUAGUUAUUUUAGUACAUAUGAUUUUAUUGUAUGUAAUCCUCUCCUGAAAAAGUAGUUGAAGUUAGAAUGACUUCAACCUUUGCUAAGAGGUUUUGUUGAUCUUCUUUUGCUUUUAUCAUACUGCAUGACAUCUGUUUUGAAUAUUUACACUUAUUUGUGUUUGAACUGUAUCUGUUGUUUUGCUAUCAAAUUUGUUUGUUUCAAUGCAAUUCAACCUUUGACUGUAUCUACUUGUUCAGUUGGUAUAUAUGUGUAGGUUUCAUUGUUAAAAUAACAGCAACAGUGAAAAAGACAAGGAUAGUUUGGAACUAAUGCAGGCCUUAUUGAUCGUAUUCAUCUGGAUGAGCGAAAAAUUAUUAUGGCUGAAGUUUUUCCAGAGAUGCCAAGAAAUUCUGAAUUUGGAGUAUUCAUAUUCGAAUUAGCAAGAUCCUCGUGCCACUUGGUUGCUCUUUUUAGUUUCAUUUUCUCUUCUCCAUCGUCUACGUGGAUGUGUGCACUCAAAUUUGUAACUUUAUAUGCUCAUAAAUGAGCAAAAUCAAGAAAACUACACUAUGAAUUGUGUAUCAUAAAAAAGGAGAAUUAACAAAUUUAUAACAUGUAUUGAAGUAGUUGUAGACUCACUCAUAUCUAUUGAUUUCCCCCUUUUAAGAUCAAAUUCAUUGAAGAACUUUUGGAAGUA